This is a messenger RNA of Camellia sinensis, 618 nucleotides long. Its product is annotated as enoyl-CoA delta isomerase 2, peroxisomal. Lineage: Eukaryota; Viridiplantae; Streptophyta; Magnoliopsida; Ericales; Theaceae. Gene Ontology annotation, molecular function: delta(3)-delta(2)-enoyl-CoA isomerase activity. The record is from RefSeq and is a predicted model, not a curated record. Gene Ontology annotation, biological process: fatty acid beta-oxidation. Gene Ontology annotation, cellular component: peroxisome.
UAAAAAAAUCAUUGUGCUAAAAUUGUUGGUGGAUAAAGCGACAACCCCUAAUAAUUUUCUCAACAAAUCCGCCCCGUAUCGGCCACAUAUAUCCCAUCUCAACCUCAUUGGUGAUAUCAACUGAUGUCUCAUGUGAGCUCGCCGCAGGGUAUCCAAAUCCCAAUUCUUUAUCUUCUGAUAACACUGCGCACCAACCAAAAAGCGACGGAACAUUGUACCACCAUGUGCACGUUAGAGAAGCGCGGCAACAUCUUCUUCUUGACUCUCACCGGCGACGAUGAGCAUCGCCUGAACCCGACCCUCAUCGGCUCGCUCCGAUCGGCUCUGCGCAAAGCACGUGAGCAAUCGACUCGCGGCUCGGCUCUCAUCACCACCGCUCACGGCAAGUUCUUCUCCAACGGUUUCGACCUCGCCUGGGCCCAAUCCGGCGGCUCCCCUUCCGCCGCCCGUGAUCGGUUCCAUCACAUGGUCGUUUUAUUCAGGCCGUUGGUGGCGGACUUGAUCUCCCUCCCGAUGCCGACGAUCGCCGCCGUGACGGGCCACGCCGCCGCCGCGGGGAUGUUGCUCGCGAUGAGCCACGACUACGUGCUCAUGAGGAGUGAUAGAGGUGUGCUGUAC